GGUGACAGGCGAGGUGUAGGCUGAGGGUCAUGGCAGGGUUAGUUGGGAGAGCUCAGCCCCAGUGAACGCUCGUGUGUGUCAGCUGAAGGACACCAACACUGCCCGGUGAUCCAUCUGGGUGGUGCCAAGCGAGGAACAUGUACUGGUGUUUUGGUGCGGCGUUGAUGCUGGUAACAGUGGUGGGGAUCCCGGCACACAGCCAGCAGGCAUCGGCAGCAUCCUUCCGCCUGGUCACCGCUUACACGUUAAACCGAACUGAUGACUCCACUCAAACAUUUCUCAGAGUGGGGACCUCUCCCUCCACCCGGUCCCUUACCUUGGCUCUGCAGACUGACCUGACUAACUGUGGAUGCAAUGUCACCGGGAAUUACUCAGGUCGCGUCCUCCAGGUGACAGGUGGCUACACAGGUGAUGCGCUCAAAGUCGUGGCGCAGAGGUACCAGCAUGUGGGGGGCGUUGGAUCAGCUGAGGAGUUGGUGAGCGUAGCGUGGCACCCCGAGGAAGAGAUGCUGUUCAUGGCGGCUCCCAGGACCACCCUCAGCCUGGCCAGCGGGCAUGAGGGCCAGGCGGGGCAGUGGUGGCGGCUGUGGUUGAGAGGCGGUGAGGAAGAGCGCGGCAAGGCCUCCAGUGGUGACCCCGCGCCGCCUCAGCUUGACCAAGAGCGAGACGCAGCCGGAACCGAGGCAGGACGGGGCGUGGUGGUGCGCACUCAGUUCUCUGAAUCCAUCUUUGGCGUAUCUGUGGACUCGCUGAUGCCGGGGAAGCGUCGGCGUCUCCUGAACCUCACCGUCACGCCACACACUGGAAAACACUGGCAGGUGAGCCUACAUGUGCCAAUUAUCUCUACAGCCCUCGAGUGGGAGACGAAGCUCUGGAAAAAUCAGGGCAAGCAACAUUGGGAAGUUAAUGGGGAAGUCAAGUCUACCAAAUCUGACAUAUCGUUAGAAUUCGUUCACUUCAAGCAGGAGAAGCAGGACGAGGAGACUCAGGUCACGGAUGACAGAGGUGAGGCUGGCAGGUGUGAUGCUGAAGGUUGUGGGGACGGCAAUGUCAAGGAGCCAAAAGCCAAGUCGCGGCACCACGUCGACAGUGAUUGCGACUCAGAUUUAAGAAAAGAACAGACAGUAGACCAGAAUGAAGUUUGUAGUGGUCGAGAUCAUAAAUCAGAAGACUUAAAGCAAAAUGAUCCUGAUUCCGUAAUGUUAAAUGUAGACGAAGAAUGUUCCAAGAAAGCGGAGUGUGAUGGACCGGAAGAGUCAGUGUCAAGUGACGCUGUUCAAGAGACUACACAAAAAUUAACUUCCCGGGUUUUCAGCCUUUCUUCCAACAUGAAAACUUUCAUCUCAUCUGACUGAUUCGGAUCCUGCAGCGCACACACCUGGCAUUCUGUCCUCACGUUGGCUGGAACUUGAACCAAAUAUUUCGGUUCAAUCGUGACUGGACUGGGUGUUCAAUCGUGACUGGACUGGGUGGGAGUACGUGGUGAACACCUGGG
Messenger RNA from Scylla paramamosain (green mud crab), 1495 nucleotides. RefSeq lists its product as uncharacterized. The transcript has 9 exons. Lineage: Eukaryota; Metazoa; Arthropoda; Malacostraca; Decapoda; Portunidae. Bases 138 to 1355 code for a protein of 405 amino acids. The record is from RefSeq and is a predicted model, not a curated record.